CAAGUAUCCGACGCGCAGACAGCAGUGGCCAAGUUAGCGUGACAUCUGAAAAACACUCAAUAGUGUCUAAUUGUCGUGUCAUAAUCGAGCCCUACUUCACCCGUAUCUAUCAUCUGUGCUCGACAGAUACCAUCAUGCCGCACCUUCUGAAUCUACACCAUCUUUUUCGAGCGAGCACAGCUUUUCGAUGUACCUUGCCAGCGAUUUCUGUGGCACACAGCAGUACACGAUCACUGUGUUCGUCGGGAGAAGGCAAAAAAACCAAAGUUGCUGUAUUCGAUUGUAAAUAUUUGAAGAAGCAACUGGACGAAAAAUUGGCAGACACACGGCCGGAUAUAGAAUUCACAUACUACGACUCUUUGCUUACCAGAGAGACAGCCACGCUUGCAGCGGGGCAUGAUGCUGUAAGCCUGUUUGUCAAUGGACAAAUUGAAGCUCCCACAGCAGACGCCCUGAAGAGGCAUGGUGUCGGCAUGAUAGCCCUUCGAUGUGCUGGAUUCAACCACGUAGACGUCAAUGCGUGUAAGGAGCUGGGAUUGUCUGUGGCGACCGUUCCAGCGUACUCACCUUAUGCCGUUGCGGAAUUUACUGUCGCGCUGUUGAUGUGUCUCAACCGCAAAGUUGUCACAGCAUACAACCGCAUAAGGAAUGGCAACUUCGCUCUCGAAGGACUCGGAGGAUUCGAUGUGCACGGAAAAACCAUUGGAGUACUGGGCACUGGGAAAAUCGGAUUUGCUUUCUGCUCGAUCAUGCUUGGCUUUGGGUGUAAGAUUCUGGCCGUCGAUCCCUAUCCAAAUCCUCAUCUGGUGGAUAAUCCAAAUGUCCAAUACGUUUCCAACAACGAAAUGUUCGAGCUGUCUGACGUGAUCGCCUUGUUUGCUCCAGCAACCAAAGAGAACCAUCACAUUGUGAAUAGAUAUAGCAUUGGACGAAUGAAGCCCGGAGUGAUGAUUCUGAAUACAGCGCGAGGCAGCCUCGUUAAAACGGCCGAUUUGGUCGAUGCCAUUGUGGACAAGCGGGUAGGGGCCGCAGGAUUGGAUGUGUUGGAGGAGGAGGGAGACUUGUUCUACACCGACCACUCGGAACACAUACUCAAGAACCCCUAUGUAUCACGCAUACUCACGCUGCCAAAUGUUAUACUCACGAGUCAUAUGAGUUUCCUCACACAAGAGGCGCUGUCGAAUAUUGCCGAGACGACGAUGUUCAACAUAGGCGAAUUCGCGGAUGGCAAGCGCAUGCACGAGCUGACUAAUUCUGUGUUACCGAAGGACUAGCUGCGCAUGCUGGAGUAGACAAUACAAUCGCCCAUGGUGAAGCAAGAUUAGUUGGAGACGUCUUGUGCCUGGGGCGUUGAGACGUUUGGAUUAUCGUUUGGAGUGGUGAUACUACGGCUGACUUCGAUACUUGUUAAUUUAGAUACGUCCAAUGAGUGCCACGUUAGACUUUCUCCCAUACGUGAUAACAACUAGUCGAGCGUGAAAUAUAUGCUGGCGACACCCUGCGACUGCUACCGCUUUGCGCGAAAUGAUAUCAUUAUCAACAUAGCGUAGUAAUUGCACCGGGAACAACAUUACAAUGCAAUCCACCAGUAACAGAGCAUCCGUUACUACACAAAUUCAUUCACACGAGAGGCACAUACAGUGCUGCCACCAAAGCGGAUUAAAUACAGAUGUUGGUGGAAGUAAUGGUGCGGCAGAGGUAGGCUUCUAGUAGGAAAAAAUGUACAAAACUUAAAGAGUUAACCUAUUCGACCUUGAAAUAUUUAAAAAAACUUUAUGUUUGCUUUAUUGGUCU
This is a messenger RNA of Sphaeroforma arctica JP610, 1794 nucleotides long. RefSeq lists its product as hypothetical. Lineage: Eukaryota; Ichthyosporea; Ichthyophonida. Gene Ontology annotation, molecular function: NAD binding; oxidoreductase activity, acting on the CH-OH group of donors, NAD or NADP as acceptor. The transcript has 9 exons. Bases 135 to 1274 code for a protein of 379 amino acids. The record is from RefSeq and is a predicted model, not a curated record.